This is a messenger RNA of Ceratosolen solmsi marchali, 3683 nucleotides long. RefSeq names its product receptor interacting protein kinase 5 (gene Ripk5). The transcript is spliced from 10 exons. Gene Ontology annotation, molecular function: protein kinase activity; ATP binding. Bases 414 to 3650 code for a protein of 1078 amino acids. The record is from RefSeq and is a predicted model, not a curated record. Gene Ontology annotation, cellular component: cytoplasm. NCBI's taxonomy places the organism in Eukaryota, Metazoa, Arthropoda, Insecta, Hymenoptera, Agaonidae. Gene Ontology annotation, biological process: positive regulation of ERK1 and ERK2 cascade; protein phosphorylation; cellular response to fibroblast growth factor stimulus.
CUAAACCGAGUUCGUAGUCCGUAACGUCACUGAGAUUUCCAUAAUCUGUAUUAUGUACAUGGAAUAUACAUAAAAAACACUCGUAUAGAAUGCGUCAAAUAAAUUCAUUUAACACUGCAGUGAGUGCCAGCGAGAAGAGGAGACAGGAGCACUCUAUAGGUUUUUUUUCUAUCUCGUCGCACGCACAAGUAUGAUUUCUUCAAGUUUUUUAUUUGUUAUCAUCUUGGGUUUCUGAUUAAAAGAUUUUAAUGCGUAAGCAUUUCGUAAAUGGAAAAGAAGAGUCUGCGCUACUGCCAUUUAUUUUUUUGGAACUACUCCGUCACUUAACCUUUAACAGAAGUGAGAACACAUUUUUAAUUUUUUACGGUUAUGAAAAACGCUUACACAUAUUUAUAUCAUAAUAGGCAAUUAAAAUGGUAAGCAAAUUACCGCAAGAGUUCAGGAGAUAUAAUCGUAAUAGAAAUCAAUUAAGGCAUAUUUUUAAGGAAACUCAACGUGUUCUCGAGAUUAUAAAUCUCGAAAAUUUCUUUCCUGGAGAAAAUAUUAUUGAUGCCUUAUUAUCGCCAUUAAUUUAUAAUAAAAUUACAUACGUUCUUGAAAAUUGUCCUGCCAUAGUCAUAUUUGGGCAAAAUACCAAAGCAAAAGCAUCGCUAGUCAAUAAUUUACUAUCAACUGAUGUCCUCCCAUUAUGUACGGGGCAAUGGCGCUGGAUAAAAAUUGGUUGUGGAUCCACUAAUCAUGUGAAUCUCACUCUUGGUCUUGAAUACGAAGUAGUAGAAAAUUUGUUAGCAAAUGAAAAGCCAUGGGUAACUAUUCCUUCUCAAGACUUAAUAGAAUCUGGAAGCGUAGAUCCUAACUGUCCCACUGUGCUUGAAGUAAAGUUAAAUCAACCAGCACUGAAAGAUGGAGUUCAAAUAUUUGUCGUUCCUGAUUCAGGAGCCGUACAGACUCUGGCUAAGGGAGUAUUUAAAAUUAUUCCUGUAUUCCUCUAUGCUCUGGAUGAACACCCUUUAUCCAAUGAAAAUAUGGAAGAACUGAGGAAUUUGAAAGACAGCUACCCCUAUAAUCCAGUUCUAUUUGUUUCUACGUCAACUCACAUAACCUUUGACUGCUUAGACGAAAAUCUAAUAAAGUCAGAACAUGGACUACAAAGUAAAACUGAAUCGUGCGAAUCAACCUCCGCAAAGGAGGAUUCCAUAAAAUUGACUUCCGCACAGGAUGACUCCGUGAAGUUAAACUGUAUAAAACUAAAUUCCACAAGUAAUAUUGACAAUGGGCUAAAUCUAGAGAAGAUUAAUUUGCUCGGCUUAACAUGGUUCCAUCAGCUUACAGAUUUAGGCUUCAUAGGUGAAUCCAUCGAAAUAGACCAAAGCUUGUGGCUAACGCAUGAAAACUACUCUCGGUCUAUUAAUCUGCUAGAUUCACGGAAAAACUUAGAUCGAAUCUUGUACUUUGUACGCAGCUGCUUACAGACUUAUCUCGUAAAUGUGAGUAAUCAUUUAAAUGAUGUUCAUACGACCAGCCUACGCAAAUUCAUUCUUAGUGCAUUCGAUAUGGCGCGAGAAAUUCAAAUUACUCCCAAACGAAUACAAUACGCUCAGCAGAAAGAGGUCGAGCUUUAUGCUAAUCUCAUGAAGGUGGUGAAUGCUAAACAAGAAGAACUCACCGAGCUCAUUCACAAGAUCAUUCAGGAGAUGAAGGAUGAAAUUUGUCUGGCUCCUGAUCAUUUGAAUCUCUAUCAUAACAUACCAAUCGAUGACGACGAGGAAAGAGGCAAAUGGUCAGCCACUGUGAGGGUAGCGACAACGGAGGUGCAGAGGCUCGUUCUAACCAGAUUGGGAGAACGAGUGGCCAAGCAACUGGCGACGUCCGUUAAUUGUUUAAGGGAUACAUUUGUAGGCACCUUACAACGAUGUCUACUCAGUUUAGAAAAAAGUUACGAACACGAUGCGAGCCUUACGGCCAGCGAUGCUCUGAAGCAAAUACUCUCAGCGGCUUACAACGUGGAGUUGCAGAACUCCUCACCGUCGUUGGUGCACUCGUUCCUCGAGCGUAUGCGCCAACUGUUCAAAUCGUUGCCUCUACCCUGGGCACCGACCCCCGUACUCAACGCUUCGUGGAGGCGGAAGGCCGCCGUCGAUGUACUUCAAUCCUUGAGCGCCGCGCGACUCGCUCGCACCAUUUCCACGCAGUUCCGAGAUAAGGUCAAGACUUCCCACGAAACCUUUCAGUCGGCCCUCAGAUCCCUCGAGAAUCACUAUUCGGGUAAGCUGGAAAGGACCGAGGAGCAGAGAAUAGCCAUCAGAAAAUACCAUGCCCCGAGGCUAGCCAAGCUGGCCCUUGAGUCGACCUCCAUGAGCGACAUGGUUCGAUUUGGCAUCCCGCACCAGGGAAAAGAGAUUGGCCGUGGUCAGUACGGCGUGGUGUUCGCUUGCGACGGCUGGGGCGGUGCACUGGGUGCUUGCGCAGUUAAGUCGGUCGUACCGCCCGACGAGAAGCAUUGGAACGAUCUCGCGAUGGAGUUUUACUACACGCGCUCGAUACCCGACCACAAGAGGAUCGUCAAGCUCCGGGGCUCGGUGAUUGAUCACACCUACGGGGGCGCCUACGGCAUGGGAGCGGCCGUGCUCCUUAUCACAGAUAGAAUGAGUAGAGACCUCUACUGUGGUAUUCGGUCAGGAUUAGCUUGGCUCGAGCGCAUCCAGAUCGCUAUCGACGUGCUCGAGGGCAUCCGAUAUCUUCACUCCCAAGGACUCGUGCACAGAGAUAUAAAGUUGAAGAACGUCCUCUUAGAUACGCAGAAUCGAGCGAAACUGACAGACUUGGGAUUCUGUAUAACCGAGGCAAUGAUGUCGGGUAGUAUCGUCGGAACGCCGGUUCACAUGGCUCCAGAACUCUUGUCCGGACAUUACGACAGUAGCGUCGACGUUUAUGCCUUUGGCAUACUGUUUUGGUACAUAUGCGCUGGACACGUCAGGCUACCCUACGCUUUUGAGCAAUUUCAUAACAAGGAACAACUGUGGACGAGCGUCAGAAAAGGCAUAAGGCCAGAGCGGCUCGCGAUCUUCGACGACGAAUGUUGGAAUUUGAUGGAGCAGUGUUGGGCGGGUGAACCGUCGCGGCGACCCCUCCUUGGCGCUAUACUUCCCGUCCUCGAGUCUAUACAAUCGAAGGCCGAACGCGGUCAAAAGUCACAGAAGCAUCAACCAGGGUCGAGACCCUCGUCACCACUGGACAAAGUUCCGGAUCUCUUAUCAAACGGGAAAGCCACCUGCGUAAUUAGCGAAAACAACGUCGACAGCAAUCAACGCAGUAGCAACAACAAUACCACCAACAACAACAACAACAAUAACAACAACAACAACAAAAACAAAAACAGCAGCAGCGUCAACAACAAUAACAACGACAACCUCCAUCGACAGCAUCAUCACCACCCUCGCCAACACGAUCAACAGCAACAUCAUCAGCAGCAGAACGUCAACAAUAAAUACAACAGCAGUAGCAACAAUAACAACAAUAACAACAACAACAACAACAACAACAACGCCCUCACGCUAUUGGAGCCGAAUAAUCAAAGGGGUGAAGUAGCGCGUCCGUUCUUUCUACCGAAUAAUCAAACAAACUCCGUAGAGGAAAAUAAUCAUCAUUAGGAAAACAAAACAAAUACCAACAGUAAAUUCACA